Messenger RNA from Pecten maximus, 9050 nucleotides. Its product is annotated as CTD nuclear envelope phosphatase 1-like. Bases 146 to 874 code for a protein of 242 amino acids. The record is from RefSeq and is a predicted model, not a curated record. The transcript is spliced from 7 exons. Gene Ontology annotation, molecular function: protein serine/threonine phosphatase activity. NCBI's taxonomy places the organism in Eukaryota, Metazoa, Mollusca, Bivalvia, Pectinida, Pectinidae.
GAAGGAGAAUUGUGGGAAUCCAAUGGCGCCUUGCAGAUAAAAGCAAGUUGACAGUUACCUGCAACUUGUUGUUUAUUUAUAUAAUUAAAGACCUCUGAAGACAUAAUACGUGAACUACAGCGUCUUGAUAAAAUCAUCUACACUCAUGAUCAAGUACUUUGUUAUGGGAUUACGCGGUUUCUUUUUGCUGGCUGCUAAGAUCUGGAGUUUCGUUUGCUACUGCUUCAAAAGACAAGCCAGGACGGUUAUACAACACCAAACAGUUAGAUAUGAAGUUAUACCAUUAUCACCACUAUCAAAGCAUAGACUUAGUAUGCUAAAAAGGAAGACGCUAGUAUUGGACCUAGAUGAAACACUGAUACAUUCUCACCAUGAUGGAGUAUUAAAGCCUACAGUUAAGCCUGGAACGCCACCCGAUUUUGUCCUUAAAGUUAAUAUUGACCGACAUCCUGUAAGAUUUUUUGUACACAAGAGACCACAUGUGGAUUAUUUCUUAGAAAUUGUAAGCCAGUGGUACGACCUGGUGGUUUUUACAGCUAGUAUGGAGAUUUACGGCGCUGCAGUAGCAGAUAAACUUGACAAUAAUAAAGGCAUGCUGCGACGCAGGUAUUAUAGGCAGCACUGUCAUUUAGCAGAAGGCAGCUACACCAAGAAUUUAUGUGAUAUCUGCAGUGACCUUUCCAGUAUAUUUAUUCUUGACAAUUCUCCGGUGGCAUAUAGGAAUUAUCAAGAUAAUGCUAUCCCAAUACGGUCGUGGUUCAGUGAUCCUACAGAUACGGCACUUCUCUGCUUGUUACCAAUGCUGGAUGCAUUGAGGUUUAGUAACGAUGUACGAUCAGUGCUUAGUAGAAACUUGCAUCUACAUCGUACAUAGCCCUGGACAUUGAUCAUUUUUGUGGACAUCUUGUCAUCUUCACUGUAAUAUAGAACUCAGUAUAAUCAUAUGUGUACUACACACUCACAAACACACACACUCACACCCUACGUAUCCAAAUUAAACUCAUGUAUCCAUCUGAACACCCAUCCUCAAAACAUAUCAAGUCCUGGAACUUUUAUAUAUCCCUCUCGAAGACUAAAGUAUCCUUUCCCUUACAAAUCAUCAAAUUAUCAUCCCUGUCUUCACUCCUUCCUUCCAUACGCAAUAUUCCCUUUCAGUCCAUCAAACUCAUUCAGCAUUUCAUCACAAACUUGGUUGAUAAUGACAUUUAAGUAAGCAUGUAUAAUUUCACAACAGAUGUGGUUUAUAUAUAGCCAGAAAAUCCAUAGUUACAAAUUUUAAGAAAAAAGCAACACAAUUUGAUAUUCAAACAUGACUAGCUAGAUGUUACUCUACAACUCAGCUGAUCUACAAGUCGCCAAGAGAACAAAAUGUGGCCGAGACCGGUAUGUUUGUAUCAGAGUUUGUGUUAUCAGGGAAUUCUCAUCAUACAUAUUAAUAAAAUCAGUUGAAAGCAAUGAUCUCUUAGCGUAGUGACAAUGGCUUAUAGAUUUUUAUAUAUCAUUGGAUUGAUUUAAAAUACACUUUUAUAUUAAAAUGUUCCAUUUAUAUACUUUACUGGUAAUUAGAAACAUUUGUUAGACAGUAGAGAUGUCAUUUUUCCUGACUGUAUAUUGGCAGAUACAGAGUCACAGCGACAGGUUUAGACCAUUAGAACCUUCAAUUGUUGUAAACUUUUCUUCACUGUAAUGAGGUUUUCUUGGACUCUUUGACUUGCACUUUCAUCUUUAUAUCUUUUAAAAGUGUUUGUGAGUGUAUGGCUGUUAUUUCUGUCUACAAAAAUGAAACGGUUAACUUGAACAAUCCAGGUUUAAAAUUCACUACUUUCAUUUUUCAACACAUAACAAGUAUUAGUUUAUCCACCAACAAAAUUGUUAUUAUGAUAAACAAGAGGAGAAAUUCAGACACAAUGAAACACGUUGAAAUUUGAUAUUAGUUUGUACAAAAAUGAAUAUCAAUGAUGUAAUUUCUACCUCAUCAGAACAUGUCCAGAUAUUUUCCCCUAGCACCACCAGCACUUGUGUAGAAAGUGAAGAAAUAAUUUCUCGGGUAAAAUGUGCUAGCAUCCAAGUUUUUGUGUAUAGCCUCUUGUUGAGUACUUCCACCAUUUUCUGUAUGUCUGUGUUUAAAAAUUAUGAAAAUGAGUUAAAUCUGUUUUAGAUAAUGUAGUCAAUGAAAUCUAAUGCUUCAUUUUCCUCAUAAUUAUCAUGAGUUGUCUGCUGGUAAUGAACUGAUGUGUUGGAAUUGGAUGGAGUCUGAAGUGUGGAUGGUUUAAGUAGAAUAUGUUAGAUUGAAGUGUCCUGUAAAAGCAUGUGCAUAUCAGUAACAGUCCAAAUUGUCCAAAGGUAGCAGGAAAGAAAUGUAAAAAUUGUGACCCGAAGCCAUCAGGUUUCUGCUAACAAAAGGUUAAUCUGUUCCAGAUGUAACUCUGAAACUAUUGAUUUCUAACCUGAUCAACUAUUCAAUAAUAAUAAAAAAAGGAAAAAUUUGAAUGCCAAUCAAUAACAUCCAUGUAGAACUUGAAAAGAAAUUUAUUAAGGUUUUUCAAGCUUUUUCCAUAUGCUUUUACUACAAUAUGUGAUUUAUAUUGAAAUCCCAAAUUACCAUAUAACUUCUAGAGCUGAUGGAAUUAUUUUUUUAUUUGAAAUCGGUGUCCUCAAAAUACUUUACAUGAAGCUCCAGUGCACAUUUUCAUAGCACAUGUUUCAUGGUACUAAUUAAGUUGAUUAUUUCAGUAAACGCUGAAUAGCUGGAAUUGACUAACUAAAUAACUUAAAUAGUUGACCAGGUAAUACUAAUUGUAUGUACAUCAAGGCUUCAGAGUGAUUGUCUCUGUCAAGGCUAUUUAUAUACUCAAUAAGGUAUGUCAAACAUGCAUUAAGAUUUAUGAUUUACUGAUUAAAUGUUAAAUACUAGUUUAGUGUCACCAGAUUGACAAAGUUAUCCGUGUGAUAGGUAUGUAUUGGUGCAGAAUGAAGUGUGAUAUACAGGAAGUUAUACUACCACUCCAUUACAGAGCAUGGCCAUGAUUGGGUACCAAAUAUAUAAACACGUUUCUGAUUGGCUGCUACAUCCGCAAUCCUUCAAUGGCUGUUGUGUCAAAGGCAGAACAUUUUAAACAGAAAAUGAAAUAAUAAUUAUGUAAUAGUUAGUAAGGAAAACUAAUGUAAAAUGGAAUUUUUGUUUACAAUAGAUUAGAUUUUUUUAUCACAUGUAAAAAGAAAGCAUAAAUAUAUCAUGUGUGCAAUAAAUGUUACAUCUAUACAAAAAGUUAUCUCCCCUGUUAGUAUGUCGGAGGACAAUCUUGAUUCUGGCAUCUUGUGCAAUUUGUCGUGUUAGGUGACAAUGUUUUAUCAAGGCAGCAUUUGUCCGAAGGCUCAAUAAAGGUCUUGUCAUCAUAUUUUACAAAAACCCACAAAAACAAAGGUUUCAAUUUUAUCGGAGUAGUUAGAAAAAUCAAUAAAUAACCAUCUUUCCUGCUACAUUGCCGGUUUCUCAAAACCAGUAGGAAUUCUGGCACAUUGUCACAUGCCUGUCUGUUUUUGUACACAAAUUUUAAACCAUGUAUGAUAUAUAAGCCUAGUCACAGUUGACUUGUUCUGACGUCUUUCCAGCUGCAUUCCAUGAUCAAGUUUGUCCACAAUAUAAUCAUGAAGGGAGAUAACUUGGUAUAUAAUUAUAUACCCAGAUGAUUACAAAUGCUUUGCUCUGUAACAAUAAACCGGACUUGCAUUACAAGGCAACACUGAAAUUAUUUGUCAACCAUUUUACAAUAUGUAUCAUGUCACCUUGUUGGUCCUAAUUGAAGGUCAAGCUCGUGAAGGCUGUGUGUAAUACUAAAUUGAUACAGAUUGAGUUUCCAGUUUAAUUUUUAAUAAAUAAGUAUAUUGUUGUUUGUAUAUAUACUGUAUGUUCCAAAUGGGACAUUUUAUUAGCAUUGAAAUAUAUAACAACUUUGUUAAUUUUGUUGAGUGAGUGUGUAAACUGUAAAAAAGAAGGAAAAAAAACCCAAUAUUUUAUGAUUAUUUUGCUAUCAUUUUGUUUUCUAUGAUUUAAGUUAGGACUGCUUUCUAUCUGAAUAUUUCCAUAGAUCGAUACUUGAUUCGAUCACCACAGAUCAUAAGAUGUCAGAGUUUUAUAUAAUUUUCGUUUAUUUUACAGGGUGCCAGUUUGUUUUGUUAGGGUUUACACAUCUUCAUAGGUUUUCUAAAAGUAUCACUCCACCCAGCAUCACACCUGUAGUCUGUGGUAGGACUAAUUCUUAUUCCAUCAUCAUACAUACAGGCUGUGGUAGGACUAAUCCUUAUUCCAUCAUCACACAUACAGGCUGUGGUAGGACUAAUUCUUAUUCCAUCAUCACACAUACAGGCUGUGGUAGGACUAAUCCUUAUUCCAUCAUCACACCUGUAGUCUGUGAUAGGACUAAUCCUUAUUCCAUCAUCACACAUACAGACUGGUAGGACUAAUCCUUAUUCCAUCAUCACACAUACAGACUGGUAGGACUAAUCCUUAUUCCAUCAUCACACAUACAGGCUGGUAGGACUUGUCCUUAUUCCAUCAUCACACCUGUAGUCUGUGGUAGGACUAAUCCUUAUUCCAUCAUCACACAUACAGGUUGUGGUAGGACUCAUGAUCCUUAUUCCAUCAUCACACAUACAGGCUGUGGUACGACUAAUCCUUAUUCCAUCAUCACACCUACAGGCUGUGGUACGACUAAUCCUUAUUCCAUCAUCACACAUACAGACUGGUAGGACUUGUCCUUAUUCCAUCAUCACACAUACAGGUUGUGGUAGGACUCAUGAUCCUUAUUCCAUCAUCACACAUACAGGCUGUGGUACGACUAAUCCUUAUUCCAUCAUCACACAUACAGGCUGUGGUCAACUAAUCCUUAUUCCAUCAUCACACCUGUAGUCUGUGAUAGGAUUAAUCCUUAUUCCAUCAUCACACAUACAGACUGGUAGGACUUGUCCUUAUUCCAUCAUCACACAUACAGGUUGUGGUAGGACUCAUGAUCCUUAUUCCAUCAUCACACAUACAGGCUGUGGUACGACUAAUCCUUAUUCCAUCAUCACACAUACAGGCUGUGGUAGGACUUAUCCUUAUUCCAUCAUCACACAUACAGGCUGUGGUCAACUAAUCCUUAUUCCAUCAUCAUACAUACAGGCUGUGGUAGGACUAAUCCUUAUUCCAUCAUCACACAUACAGGCUGUGGUAGGAUUAAUCCUUAUUCCAUCAUCACACAUACAGGCUGUGGUAGGACUAGUCCAUAUUCCAUCAAUAUAUAUAAUAUAUAUAUAUGUGAGGGAUUUAAAUUGGCUAUAUUCACUUAUUACAAACAGUGCAAAUUAAAUACCUGCAAAUAUUUCGCACAUGAAUUGUAAUCUUUGUGAAGAGUCUGUAACCAUAUAUUUUUUUAUGAAAUCAAAUUGUAGUACAUGUGUGUAUAAUCAUUAAGCAGAGUAACGAAGUGCUAAAUUGACAUACCGCACCAUUUGGUGUUAAGAUUACGAAUUUACCUUUUCUCUGUCGUUUGUGAGAGCUUUGUCACCAAAAAUACAUGCAGAGCAAUACCCACAUGCAAAUGAAAUCAAAAUUCUUAUUCAAAAUCAUUAUGACGAUUGCAAAAUAUCAACAUAUUAAAUAAAUACAGAGAAUAAGACCAGGUGUUUCUGGAGGGGUAGCGUCUUAACUGCUUCAUCAGUGACACCCACAAAUCUAGGUCAAAUCACAGCUUUGGAAUGGUGUGUUUCUGGGUGGAGUUACUGUCCAAAUGGAGUGUUUUUUCUGAAGUAUUAUAACUAAAGGUUUGAUCUUGGUAUGUUGUGUUAGCAUGAGGUUCAAAGGUCACAAUGUCCAUCACUCAUUUUACACCUUAACAAGUUUGGAGAUUGAUAUCAGUACAUACAGGUGCCUACCUUCACAAAGAGGCAAAUAAUAUUUCAUAAUAUUUUCUUUUUAAUCAACAGAUAUAAAACAGUUCAUAGUUCCUUCACUUUAUUUCUAUGAAAUAUUAAGAAUGUCAGCAUUUUGAGAAAGUAUACAGUGUACUUAUGCAUUAUAGUAUUGAAAUCUAUGUAUGCUAGAUGUCUUGUUAAAUUUUUGGGUGUGAUUGUCAUUAGGGCAACUUUGGGUUCUGAUAGCAACCUGUAGUUCUCUUGGUGAACUUUGGGUUCUGAUAGUGACCUUUAGUUCUCUGAGUAAACUUGGGUUCUGAUAGUGACCUGUAAUUCUCCGAGUGAACUUUACACUGCAGCAGUAAAUGUCAGUUAUUUAAUACUUUAAAAAGAAAAAAAACAUUUUCAUGAUCUCUUGAUUGUCUAGUCAGAAAUCUAAAUAAUAAUUGUUAUAUAACAACAUAUUAGACUGUGACUGUAUGUAUUUAUAUAAGAUUUCUGUGGUUUUGUAUGAGUUUAUCUAUAAAAUCUUAAGGGGAUGAGACCAUGUAUUAUUUACAGGGCCAGGUUGUCUAGACUCUUACUGUGGGUGUUUAGACCGACGUGGCUAGUACCUGUCAGUUCGAAUCUGUUUUAACACAUUGUAAUAUCUGUGAUUCCACAUGUGAAAAACACCAAACAAUUCAGAUAAAAAAUUGAUCAUUGCUAAUGAUUAAUGUUUAUACUCUUUUCACUAGUAUUUCUAGUGGUAUUAAAUUUUCUGAAGGGUGAUAUUGCCUCAACUCUAGAAUAUUUAUCCAUCAGUAGUCCUAAUUUCAAGUGUUAUAAUUAAUUACUCAAAAUAAUGUCAAAAUAAAUCUUAAGGAUGUUCAAACUGUUGUAAUGAUUUUGUUCUACAAUCUUAAGUAAAUGUACAGAUUAUUUUAGAUUAAGCCUGAUGUACAUUUCACUUUACAAAGUCCGGAAUAUCAGAGUUUACAGAAUAUGCAAGUAUAGUACAGUUGUAUCCCCCUCUAUAUCCUCUCAGCUGAUCUAUUGUUAUUUCGCUUGUUCUCCAUAUUUACCAGUUUAAUACACGUUCAGUACUACCGUGUACGAUGUCUAGCUGUUGUUGCCCCGUAUCUUAACCUGUUGUUGUAUAAGUGCUGUGUUGUAUGUAAUGUGUUUCCUACUCUGAUGCCCAGUUGUAUGAUGUCACUUUGAGAUGGUACUGGUGAGGAGAGAGCAGCCAACACCUUACCCCAAUCGCUCCUCUCGUAUUGUAAAAAUAGUCUUCAUGGAAAACUGAUUAUUCUUCUGGAGAAACAUAUUUCUACAUAAGUAUCGGUGUUUCAUAAUUUUCAAGAAAAAGCUACAAAAUAAUGAUUUAUUACAAUGUUAUGACUUGUUAAAAUUUUUAAUCCUACAACUGAAAUGUCUCAAAAUUUAGCUCUAUGUGGUAAUUGCUGUGAACUGCUGAGUAAACAGGGCAGCCUCAACUGUAUGGUGUAAAUCCUUAGAAAGAGGCCGUAUAUACUCCUGUUUUUCCAGUAGAUGGUGUAAUAUUGAUAAUAAAUACAAUUGUGCUACAAAAAAUUUAAGACACUGCAAGUUCUGAGUGUGAAUAUGGCUUAUUGUCUUUUUUCACAUACAAGAUUUGUAACCUAUUUUUAUUCUUUCAAUGUUUUAAACUCAGUCUUCAGUCAAAGUUUGAAUUCUGUAUUAAGGAUAAACUUUUAAAUCAAAUGAUCAAACAAAGAUGCCUGUGAAGGUUGGUUUUUUUUUACAUGGGGUUCUGUUUUCCAUAUAUUUUUCAAAGAUGGACAAAAAAAUUGCUGAAUUGAAUUUAAGUUAGUAAUGAGAAAAAUUAUGGUCCAUUUUUUUUUAAAUUUUUGCCAAAUUUUUAUUAUCAUUAAUCCUUUUUUUGUUUGGCUUCAACUAUGAGGUAAAAGUGAAAAUUUGAGGGAUGGCUUCAACUAUGAGGUAAAAGUGAAAAUUUAAUCCCUCAAAAAAUCUAUUUCAAUACAGUAACACAUCUUACAAAAUUCCUUUGAAGUAUUUCUGUAAACAGGAGUCCUGUGCUUAUUGGGCAGGACAGAGAAACUGAUGCAUUGUGAUAUAGAACCUGUAUCCCAUUUCAUUCACCAACAUCAAACACUGUAGCGUAGGUUAUGAUUUUUGUUGUCAUCGCUUGUAAUGAUUGAUGUCAUGCUAUUUUAUCAGUUACCAUAGAAUCCUUCACUCCCUUCUGGUUAUGCAAUGGACUUGAUUGGGAGAGUCUAAUUUACGUAUAACUUUAGGGCGAAAGGAACAGUAACAUGUCUGUAAUACUAACUUUCACACCCCUAUGAAAAUAUUGAGCUGGUCCAUAUACAUGUAUUUUGGGUAUAGAAAUUUGUUCCACUUUGUUAAAUAUAAUAUCAGAUGCAGCUCAGAGUAUUGUAUACCUUGAUAUUUAUGUUUUACUAAAGGUUUGGUCACCAGACACUGCAAAUCAAAUUCACCCAGUAUUUUUUUUAUUAUUUUGCCUAGGCAAUCUAUACUGCAUAUGAUUUUAAUCUUCCCCUAUGAUUAAUUGCUUGAUGUGGGGAAAGGGGGCCAAAAAUAAGAAAUGAAAGUUAAGAGGUAGAAAAAUGAGUCGAAUCAAAAAAAGGAGGAAAUGUUUCAUUUUACAGUCAGUUUUGGCUUCUUGAUAAUAAAAUACAUUGUUUAAUUGACACGGAAUACUUUUGAUGAGAGACUCAUUAAACAACAAUGUCACCAUAUUGAUGAGAAUCCUUUGCAUGAACAACCUUUCAGGUGUAUUACUGCAGAAAUGUAAUUUUUGCGACCUCAAAAAUAAAUUUUGUCAUAUAUGACUAUAGAAAUGUGCCUUUUUAGGGUGGAAACAACUUCUUUAUGUUACAACUGGACCAGAUCCGACGUUAUGUUACAACUGGACCAGAUCUGACCUUUAUGUUACAACUGGACCAGAUCUGACCUUUAUGUUACAACUGGACCAGAUCAAUCAUGGGACAUAUGGGUGAGAAAGUUACGAACAUUUUUAUGUGAUUCAUACAUCACAUGUGAUCCAUCAAUUGUUACCAUGACAACCGUGGUGAAACGGUAGUCAACAUCACUGUUUGUUAUUAGACUACAUCAAUAAAUCUAUCUGUCCAGGAUAUGGGCAGAGAAAUCAG